Messenger RNA from Myxocyprinus asiaticus (Chinese sucker), 9589 nucleotides. Its product is annotated as chromodomain-helicase-DNA-binding protein 9-like. The coding region runs from base 309 to 9155 and encodes 2948 amino acids. NCBI's taxonomy places the organism in Eukaryota, Metazoa, Chordata, Actinopteri, Cypriniformes, Catostomidae. The record is from RefSeq and is a predicted model, not a curated record. Gene Ontology annotation, molecular function: protein binding; ATP binding; ATP-dependent chromatin remodeler activity. The transcript is spliced from 39 exons.
UCGUCCAAUCACAGACGAUUUAACAAAUAUGCAAAUGUAUGUUUUCAUCAUCCUACGUCAGUAGCGCUGGAACCGCUGAGGUCGCCCAGACACGAUAUCAACUACGACAAAACUUCGCUAUUUUAUUCCUCCUUAAAUGGUCGCGUUCUCACUGGAUGAUUUGGUUUCGUUUGGACUAAAGCCUUCUUGGUGAUGGACACACAGUGGUUCAGCAGACUCUGACGCUCAUCAUCUCCAUGUUACAUUCAGUAGUCCUGUUGUAUGGGCCCACUGAGGGGGGAAGACACUUCAUGCACUGAACUCGUACUAUGACUGACCCCAUAAUGGACUUUUUUGAUGACCCUAAUAUAUUUGGGGGAGGGCUUGACAGCCUUGUUCAAGAUGACCCAGGGUUUACCCCUGGGACUGUGUCCUUGGAAGAUGAACUUAACUUGGGCCCUGGCUUUGAGCCUCUUUUGGUGGAUGCAGGGUCCAGACCUCCGGCUUCUACCAUCCAGCAUGGGAUACCCUACAGUCAACCUGUGGGGCAUUUUGACACUAUGAAGUCACAGUCUUUUUCUGGUCCAGAAAGAGGUAACAAUGGUGGAAGAGCCUUUCUGUCACAGCAGCAGCAGUUUCAAGAUCAUUCUAUGAACCAAGUGCCCCAAACUAAUGGACUGUUUCUUAACAACAGCCCCAUGUGGGGAAAUCACGAUCAGAAUGGGAAUAACACACUGAAUCAGCACAUUAAACACCACCAACAAGAUCAACAUAAACAAUUUCAGCAGCAACAGUUUCAGCAACAUCAAGUUCAGCAUCAGCAUCAGCAAUACAGUCAGCAACAUCUUCAACAAAGACAACUUCCAAUCUCAAACCAGCAGCACCUCCCGCACCAACAGACAGUCCAGCAAGGUUUGCACCACCUUGGCAAGAACUAUCAGGAUCAUCCUGGCUUUUACUACCAGGGCAACGUCUCCCAAAAUCAUUCCCAGCAAGGCCACCAUAACUCCCUCAUUGUGGAUGGUAGUCCCUUCCACCCUGUGGUUGCCCAGGGUGGACAUUCACAGUCCAAACCUUAUCUUGAGGCUUCAGUGAUGCCUGUGUCCUCCCAGCAGCACAGUGGGUUUCAGGUGGCCCAAGAGGUCCAAGGCUUUACUGUGGGUCCAGGGUUGCAGGACAAUGACCUGGGCUUCCCUGUGCAGUCUUCCUCUGCAACUCACUCUUUCCCAUCUGGCUCAGCCAGCCAUGCCUCAUCCUAUCCCACUGCUCAUUACUCUCUUCCUGGUCAACCUCCCCCUGUAGUAAAUGCAACUCGGUCUUACUCCUCUGCCCCGGUCUCUUUGACAACCUCUUCAACUGCUAUCCCAUCAUCUUCCCCAAACCUUUUGGAUACCAGUUGUCCAUUUCUGUCUGCUUCCGGAAUGGAACAUAAACGGCAACAAGUCGAAAUACCUGGCAGUCCAGCACAACAGUGCCACUUCCAUGGCAUGCAGAGCUCCAAAUUGAGCCACAAUCCCUUUGGCUCCUCUGAGGUGUUCUCAGACAGUCUAAACUCAUUCUCUGUGGCAAAACAGAGGAACUGUGAUAUGGCUGUACAUUCAGUCACAAACCAGAUUGAAAACAGCAGCAAUGGGUUUCAGGCUCUGGAGGAGGCCUUGCUUGGAGAGCAACAUGGGGAGAGACUUGAGGACCUGGGUAAAGCUCCUGAUCUUUUGGGUGAUGAGUUGUUGCCUCAGUUGGAGUCACUUAUUCAGGAUGAGAGCUCCAACCACUCUUGGAUAAAUGCAGGACUAGGGGAUGAACAACAAGAAAAAGAGGAAAUUAUGGAGGAUGGGCACAAUUUCCCAGUGGACAUCAAUAGACAGCCUCCUAAGAACACUAAUGGUCCCAGCAGUCAGGCGCGGGUGCUCAGCCCACCAGUGAAGAGUAGCUCCUCUUCUUCCUCUUCAUCGUCCUCAUACGUGUCCGUGUCAGAGAAAAGGGUGCAAAAGCGACAGCAGCAGCAGCAGAUGGAUGUGUCCAUCUCAGAAGAUAAACAACAGAAGGCCAAUCGAAUCAUCUCAGAGGCCAUCGCUAAAGCACGAGAGAGAGGAGAGAAAAAUAUCCCACGUGUCAUGAGUCCCGAGAGCUUUCCAUCUUCAUCGUCACAACAUCGUCACAGGGCAGGUGCCUCCAAGUCCAAAGGCAAGGAUAAAAGGUCCAAGAAUGCCCGGAUUGUGUCAUCCUCCAAGCCCAAACAAAAGGCUCAAAUUGGGAAAAUCGUUAUAAAGUUUGGAAAGAAGAAGCGAAAGAAGGCCGAGUCCUCAGAAGAACUCUCUGAUGAUGACAGGCCACCUCGACGAUCCUCUAAAGACGACGAUUCAAAACGGCGUUCUAACCGGAAGGUCAAGAGGAAGAAGUAUGAGGAAGACGGCGAGGCUCGACUGUCUGAGGAAGAAAUGAAGGUUGUCGUCAAAGCCAAAAAGAGCAACUCCAAUGCUCAUAAAGAGCCUGCAGUACAACUGUUUGUGGAGAACCCAAGUGAGGAAGAUGCUGCAGUGGUUGAUAAAAUCAUGGCAUCACGCGUGGUGAAAAAAGAGGUUUCACCUGGAGUAUUGGUGGACAUUGAGGAGUACUAUGUCAAAUACAAAAACUACUCGUAUCUUCAUUGUGAGUGGGCGACAGAUCAACAGUUAGUGAAAGACAAGAGGAUCCAGCAAAAAAUAAAACGCUUCAAGAUCAAACAGGCGCAGAAAGCACACUUCUUUGCUGAUAUUGAGGAGGAUCCAUUCAAUCCUGACUAUGUUGAAGUAGACAGAGUAUUAGAGGUCUCAUACUGUCAGGACAAGGACACUGGAGAGCCGGUUGUGUAUUACUUAGUAAAGUGGUGCUCGUUGCCAUAUGAGGACAGCACGUGGGAGCUGAAGGAAGAUGUGGACCAGACUAAGAUUGAGGAGUUCAAGCAGCUGCAGGCAGUAAAACCACUCACCAACAGAAUGGAGCGUCCUCCAGCGAGUCACUGGAAGAAGCGGGAGCAAUCGAGAGAGUAUUGUAAUGGCAACAGUCUCAGGGAUUACCAGCUGGAGGGGGUCAACUGGCUGCUCUUCAACUGGUACAACAGGCGUAAUUGUAUUCUGGCUGACGAGAUGGGUCUGGGUAAGACCAUCCAGUCCAUCACGUUUCUGGAUGAGAUCUAUCGUAUAGGCAUCAAGGGGCCGUUCCUCAUCAUCGCCCCGCUCUCCACCAUCGCUAACUGGGAGAGAGAGUUCAGAACCUGGACGCACCUCAACGUCAUCGUGUACCACGGCAGUGUGGUAAGCAGACAGAUGCUCCAGCAGUAUGAGAUGUACUUCAGAGAUGCUCAGGGUCGUGCGAUAAGAGGUGCUUACCGGUUUCAGGCAGUCAUUACCACAUUUGAGAUGAUUUUGGGAGGCUGUCCAGAACUUAACGCAAUAGACUGGCGGUGUGUCAUCAUUGACGAAGCUCAUCGGCUCAAAAAUAAGAACUGCAAGCUACUGGAGGGCUUUAAACUGAUGAAUCUGGAACAUAAGGUGUUGUUGACGGGCACUCCCCUACAGAACACUGUGGAGGAGCUCUUCAGUCUGCUGCAUUUUCUGGAGCCCACCCGCUUCCCUUCUGAAAACACCUUCAUGCAGGAGUUUGGAGACCUUAAGACUGAGGAGCAGGUCCAAAAGCUUCAGGCUAUCCUGAAGCCGAUGAUGCUGCGUCGUCUCAAGGAAGACGUGGAGAAGAAGUUGGCCCCUAAAGAGGAGACCAUCAUCGAAGUGGAGCUUACCAACAUCCAGAAGAAAUACUACCGCGCCAUACUGGAGAAGAACUUCACAUUCCUGGCUAAAGGUGCUGGCCAAGCCAAUGUCCCCAACCUGCUCAAUACCAUGAUGGAACUGCGGAAAUGCUGCAACCAUCCCUACCUCAUCAAAGGGGCUGAGGAGAAGAUCAUGGAGGAUUUCAAGGAGGUGUACAGCCCCACCGCAUUUGAUUUCCACCUGCAGGCCAUGAUUCAGUCGGCAGGUAAACUCGUUCUCAUUGACAAGCUGCUGCCCAAGAUGAAGGCCGGUGGACACAAAGUGCUCAUAUUCUCUCAGAUGGUGCGCUGCCUCGACAUCCUGGAAGACUACCUCAUCCAGAGAAGAUACCUCUACGAGCGGAUAGACGGGCGUGUACGUGGGAACCUUCGGCAAGCUGCAAUAGACCGCUUCAGUAAACCCGACUCCGAUCGAUUCGUCUUCCUGCUGUGUACACGAGCAGGUGGGCUCGGAAUUAACCUCACAGCUGCCGACACCUGUAUCAUCUUUGACUCUGACUGGAACCCACAGAACGACCUGCAGGCUCAGGCUCGCUGCCACCGUAUUGGUCAGAAUAAAGCGGUGAAGGUGUAUCGACUAAUCACGCGUAACUCAUACGAGCGAGAGAUGUUUGAUAGAGCCAGUCUCAAGCUGGGAUUGGAUAAAGCGGUGCUUCAGAGCAUGAGUGGGCGGGACAACAGUCUUGGGGGAGGAGGACAGAUCCAGCAGCAGCUGUCCAAGAAGGAGAUUGAGGAUCUUUUGCGUCGUGGAGCUUAUGGCGCCAUCAUGGAUGAGGAAGACGAGGGGGCUAAAUUUUGUGAAGAGGACAUUGACCAAAUCUUGCAACGCAGAACCAAGACCAUCACCAUUGAAUCUGAGGGUCGAGGCUCCACCUUUGCCAAGGCCAGUUUUGUAGCUUCAGGGAACAGAACAGACAUCUCUUUGGACGACCCUAACUUCUGGGACAAGUGGGCCAAGAAAGCAGAGAUUGACUUGGAUACAGUCAAUGGCAGAAACAGUCUGGUUAUUGACACCCCUCGAGUCAGGAAACAGACCCGGCCAUUCAGCGCAACUAAAGAUGAGCUGGCCGAGCUCUCUGAAGGGGAGAGCAGUGGAGAGGAUAAACCCAAACUCCGCCGGCCACAUGACCGCCUCAACAGCUACGGCCGCACAGAGUGCUUCAGGGUUGAGAAGAAUCUGCUGGUGUAUGGGUGGGGCCGCUGGAAGGACAUUCUGGCACAUGGCCGCUUUAAACGGCAGCUGAGUGAGCGUGAUGUGGAGUGUAUAUGUAGGGCGCUGUUAGCAUACUGCCUUGUUCAUUACCGUGGAGACGACAAAAUUAAGAGCUUCAUGUGGGAUCUGAUCGCCCCCACAGAGGAUGGCAGGACCAAGGAACUGCAGAACCAUCUGGGUUUGUCGACUCCAGUACCGCGAGGCAGGAAAGGAAAGAAGAUGAAGACUCAGUCCAGCUCGUUUGAUAUCCAGAAGGCAGAGUGGAUCCGAAAACACAAUCCAGAGCACAUGCUGUCUGAUGACGGCUACAAAAAACAUCUGAAACACCACUGCAACAAGGUGCUGUUGAGGGUCAGAAUGCUGUACUAUCUCAAACAGGAGGUGAUUGGAGCACAGUGCCAAAAAGUGCUGGACGGAGCUGAAGCCAGUGAGAUUGAGAUCUGGGUUCCUGAGCCGGAUCAUUCGGAGUUGCCUGCUCUGUGGUGGGACACUCUCUCAGACAAGUGUCUGCUGUUAGGAGUCUAUAAGCAUGGUUAUGAGAAGUACAACACUAUUAGAGCAGAUCCAGCACUGUGUUUCUUAGAGAGGGUUGGUCGGCCAGACGAGAAGGCCAUUGCUGCUGAACAGAGAGCAAAUGAUUUUAUGGAUGGGGAUGUGGACGACCCUGAAUACAAACCUGCUCCAGCUUUGCUAAAGGACGAUAUGGAGGAUGAUGCUUCCUCACCAGGAGACUUGGCCAUCACUGAUGCAGGUGGAGAAGGAGGGUCUGUAUUAGAUGGUGGAGGUGGUAAUCUGGGUGCUAGUGCGGGGGUGUACUGGCCCUCACCCUCUGCACUGACGGCUCGGCUGCGGCGUCUGAUCACUGCAUCUCAGCGCUUCACCAAGAGCAGACAGAUACUUCAGAUCCACCAGACACAGCGGGCCAUGACCCCUGCCCCCUACACUCUGUCCCCCACACUCAGUGACACACUCAACCCCAAAAUGGUUGCUAAGAUUGAAAGACAACAACGGUGGACACGGAGAGAGGAGGCAGAUUUCUAUCGUGUGGUUUCGACAUUUGGGGUAGUGUUUGAUCCAGACUUGGGUCGUUUCGACUGGACCAAGUUUAGAGCCAUGGCUCGACUACACAAGAAAACUGACGAGAGUCUACACAAGUACCUGUGUGCCUUUAUUUCCAUGUGCAGGAGGGUCUGUCGUCUCCCUGCUAGAGAAGGAGACAUGGUGGACUCCUCUCUUGCCAUUCAACCAAUCACAGAGGAGCGUGCAUCCCGUACCUUAUACCGUGUGGAGCUGCUGCGAAAGAUAAGAGAACAGGUGUUACGUCAUCCUCAGCUCUAUGAGCGUCUGGCACUCUGCCAGGCGGGACCGGAUCUUCCAGUGUGGUGGGAACCAGGAUCCCACGACCGGGAUCUCCUUCUUGGGGCAGCCAAGCAUGGUGUCAGCCGAACAGACUACCACAUCCUCCGAGACCCAGAGCUCUGCUUCAUGGCAGCCCAGAGGAACUACAGCCAGAACAAGGGAACAGCAGCACAAGUCCAAGCCCAGAAUCAGAUACUUCCGCUGGGACAGUCUCACAUCCCGACCCCCAUCCAGCACAUUCAGUUUAAAGAGGCUUCAGCUUUAACUCCCUUUAAUCAAAGAGAGGAUUUAACUGGACUGAAGGAGGAGCCGCUGUCAGAGCGAGAGGAGGAAGGUGGAGAGAGAGAGCACAAGAUAGAAACACCCUCUAUCAGACCUCCCACACCUUCAGGAGUGGAGGAAAAACAUGAUGUCCAUGAUAAAAGAGGAGAGAAUGAGAGGCGGAUGGUAGCGGCCAGGACAAAACCGCUUACGCCAAACUCAGUGACUCGAAAACAAAAGAAGCUAAGUAAACGGAGCCGCAAGGAGGCCAGGAGGGGGUCGAGAUCAGACUCCGACUCGGAUGGCUCCUCGUCCAGCUCUUCAUCAAGUUCUUCAUCGAGAUCUUCUUCCUCAUCCUCGUCUUCGUCACGUUCAGGAUCCAGUUCCUCAUCCUCGUCUUCCUCCUGUUCUUCAGGCUCGUCGUCUUCAUCGUCGUCAUCAUCGUCUUCAGAGGACAGUGACAGUGAGGAGGUUCCAAAGAAUGUGUCAGCAGUGCCUGGUGUUAAAGGCUUUGACGAAGACAGCGUGGCCUCAGUCAACACUACACAAGAUGACAUGCAGGACAGCCAUGUGACCAAUGGUAUCUCUAACCCUCCCCACCCUUUCCAGGGAGGCUACAUGCUUGCUGCCUCCUACUGGCCAAAGGACCGUGUCAUGAUAAACCGGUUGGACAGUAUAUGUCAGGCAGUGUUGAAGGGGAAAUGGCCAGGGGUUCGGCGUGCAUAUGAAGGUAGUGCAGUGAAUUCUUUCUACACCACCAAACUCUUGGACAACGCAGGCACUCUCGCAGAUGACCCCUCAGCCUCCCCUCAGGGUUCAAAGGUGAAGACGCAUGUUGCAGACAGAGAAAAGGAGUUCUCAGUCAAAAUCAAUAACCAGGAGGGUAGCCUUAAACUGACAUUCCAGAAGCAGGGCCUGCCUCUGAAGCGCCCCCUGGAGGGUGAGGAGGGACCUCUAGCCCAGCAGCAGUACUUAGCCCGGCUACAAGAGCUACAGAACGCAUCUGAUACUAGCCUUGCAGACUACACCAAAACACAGAACAGCUAUCCACAAGUGCUGGCAGGGCAGAUGCAUCUGAAUGGAGUGAUUGAUGGACAGCCUGUGGUGAAGAAGAGGAGAGGAAGGCGAAAGAAUGUGGAGGGGAUGGACCUACUGUUCAUGAACAGAAACAAGCCCCCUAUGAUGCCAGAGCAGUUUCCUGCUGGCUGGAGUGGGGGUGUUGCAGGUACGUCUGCUCCCCCUGGACUGAGCACACCUCAAGGACCUGGUCAGGGACCAGUUGCACAAGAUGCAGAGAUCCGUGUUCCCGUCAUCAGCCUCAAAGAUGGGACGCGACUGGCCGGAGAAGACGCUCCUAAACGGAAAGAUCUUGACCAGUGGCUGAAGGAGCACCCAGGCUUUGUGGCAGAUGUGGGAGCUUUUAUCCCAACUGCAAAUAAACUGCAGUCUCAAAACAAACCGAAACAGAAGAGACAUCGCUGCAGAAACCCCAACAAAAUUGACAUCAACAGCCUGACUGGAGAAGAGAGAGUACAGAUCAUCAACAGGCGAAAUGCACGCAAGAUUGGUGGUGCAUUUGCUCCUCCGCUGAAAGAUUUAUGUCGGUUCCUGCAGGAGAAUCCAGAAUAUGGCGUCCCACCUGAGUGGGCAGAUGUUGUUAAACAGUCUGGUUACCUUCCUGAAAGUAUGUUCGACCGCAUCCUGACCGGCCCUAUUGUUCCUGAAGAGGUGAGCCGGCGAGGUCGACGUCCCAAAAAUGCAAUUGCUAAAGCAGCCACAGUGACCAGUGCAAGUGCCAAUGCAGCCCUGGGGCUCAACCCACUACUAACCAAUGGCCUCCUCGCUGGGCUGGAUCUGCCUAGUCUCCAAGCUUUCCAGCACAACCUUCAGAGUCUCCAGUCUCUCCAACUCACCACUGGCCUCAUGGGACUGCCUCACGACCCAACCAACAUGGCUGCCAUGUUUCCAAUGAUGCUGCCUGGCAUGACCGGGCUGCCAAACCUUCUAGGGAUGAGCGGUCUCCUUGGAAAACCUUCACAGGAAGUGGCAGGUGUUGCUUCUACAGGUGACGAGGAUGGGAAGAAGAAGAGCAGUAGAGACUCAACCACACCCAAAGGGUCAGCUCAAACUUCAAGUCCCGAUAGCAAGGUGGAAAGGACAGAGGCUCAAAGUUCCAAAGCCACCACCUCUAGUCAAAUAAGUGCUUCUGCUUCAGGCCACCCACUGGCCCUCAACCCCCUCCUCCUCUCUAGUAUGCUCUACCCAGGGAUGCUUCUUACUCCAGGCCUUAACCUGCCUGUGGCCAAUCAGCCGCAAGCUGCAAACACUCAACCAACUCCACCACCACAACCUGCUGCCUCUGAAGCCACGCCCCAAGAGCCUGGCUGUUCAGAGGAGAAAGACAGCGAUGAGGGGGAGGAGCCUGAUGAAAAGAAGGAUAACAGUGGUCCAGAGGGCUCGGAGAAGGCGGAGUCAUCCUCCGAGUCUGACAGCUCCUCUGAGUCAUCAGAGGAUUCCGAUUCCAGCGAUGAAGACUGAGUCUUUAUACAUAUAUAAAUAUUAUAUAUUUAUAUACAUCUCUUAGAAAUGUAUACAUAUAAACACAUAUAGGAAUUAUCCUGCAUUUACUACAUCGUUUUUUCCAUGUAAAUAUUAUAACUAAAGUGUUGUGUAAGAAAGGAGGACAAAUGGAAAACGGUGAUCCUAGAGAAACUGAAAUAAAAUUUCAGUGUUUGUUUAGGUACAAUGUUGUUUUGAAGAGACAUUUUGCAUGUCAAAAAACUUUAGUAGAUCUAUGGACUUUGUGAAAUUGUAUUACACAACGAUGUACAAUUGCAACAGACAGGAAGCAAAAACAAGCAAAGGCAUUAUUGUUAUAACUAUGUUGGGAUUUAAUUUUAUUAAAGAAAUGAGGACAUUGUUUGCUCAUGCAGAACUGUAUAAUUAAUAUAUUUUGUUUGGGAGAAAGAACA